Messenger RNA from Penicillium malachiteum, 1641 nucleotides. RefSeq names its product putative IMP dehydrogenase. Lineage: Eukaryota; Fungi; Ascomycota; Eurotiomycetes; Eurotiales; Aspergillaceae. Bases 1 to 1641 code for a protein of 546 amino acids. Gene Ontology annotation, biological process: GTP biosynthetic process. The transcript has 3 exons. Gene Ontology annotation, molecular function: IMP dehydrogenase activity. Gene Ontology annotation, cellular component: cytoplasm. The record is from RefSeq and is a predicted model, not a curated record.
AUGCCUAUCACCAACAAGGAGGCUGCGCCCGGUGCCGCCAUGAAGGCUGAGAUCGUGGACUACACUAAGGCCCUCGAGGUCGUUAAGACCUAUGCUACUCAGGAUGGUCUUGAUGUUGAUACUCUUCUUGACUCCGACAAGCACGGAGCUCUGACUUACAACGAUUUCCUCAUUCUCCCCGGUUACAUUGGUUUCCCUGCUUCCGAUGUUUCCCUUGACACUCCCGUCACUAAGCGUAUCUCGCUGAAGGCUCCCCUUGUCUCCUCCCCCAUGGACACUGUCACUGAGCACAACAUGGCUAUCCACAUGGCCCUGCUCGGUGGUCUCGGUGUUAUCCACAACAACUGUGCCCCCGAGGACCAGGCCGAGAUGGUCCGCAAGGUCAAGAGAUACGAGAAUGGUUUCAUCUUGGACCCCGUCGUUCUUGCACCCACUGCUACCGUCGGUGAGGCCAAGGACCUCAAGGCCAAGUGGGGCUUCGGUGGUUUCCCCGUCACUGAGGACGGUACCCUCCGCUCCAAGCUCAUUGGUAUGGUCACUUCCCGUGACAUCCAGUUCCAGCAGGACCUCGGUGCUCCUGUGACCACUAUUAUGGCCACUGACCUGGUUACCGCCCCCGCCGGUACUACCCUGGCUGAGGCCAACGAUGUCCUGCGCCAGUCUAAGAAGGGCAAGCUGCCCAUCAUUGAUUCCAACGGCAACCUUAUCUCUCUGCUGUCCCGCUCGGACUUGAUGAAGAACCUGCACUACCCUCUUGCCUCCAAGCUCCCCGAUUCCAAGCAACUCAUCUGUGCUGCCGCCAUCGGAACCCGCGAGGAGGACAAGACCCGUCUUAAGCUUCUUGUUGAGGCCGGCCUCGAUAUUGUUAUCCUUGACAGCAGUCAGGGUAACAGCAUGUUCAUGAUCCACAUGGUCAAGUACGCUAAGGAGACCUUCCCCGAGAUUGAUGUUAUUGCCGGUAACGUUGUUACCCGGGAGCAGGCUGCUUCCUUGAUUGCCGCCGGUGCCGAUGGCCUGAGAAUUGGCAUGGGCAGCGGUAGCGCUUGCAUUACUCAAGAGGUCAUGGCUGUUGGCCGUCCUCAGGCCGCCGCUGUUCGCAGCGUCGCCAACUUCGCUGCCCGCUUCGGUGUUCCCUGUAUCGCUGACGGUGGUGUCCAGAACGUUGGUCACAUUGUCAAGGGUCUGGCCAUGGGUGCUAGCACCGUCAUGAUGGGUGGUCUCCUUGCCGGUACCACUGAGUCUCCUGGCGAGUACUACGUCAGCAACGAAGGUCAGCUCGUCAAGGCCUACCGUGGUAUGGGCAGUAUCGCUGCCAUGGAGGAUAAGAAGGCUGCCGGUAGCAACAAGGACAGCCGUGCUAGCAACGCCGGUACCGCUCGCUACUUCUCCGAGAAGGACCGUGUCCUGGUCGCCCAGGGUGUCGCUGGUUCCGUUCUGGACCGUGGCUCCGUCACCAAGUUUAUCCCCUACCUCUUUGCCGGUGUUCAGCACUCUCUGCAGGACAUUGGUGUCAAGAGCCUCGAUGCUCUGCACGACGACGUCAACUCCGGUGCUGUGCGCUUUGAGAUGAGAAGUGCCAGUGCUAUGGCUGAGGGUAACGUCCACGGCCUCCACAGCUACGACAAGAAGCUCUACGUGUAA